Molecule: messenger RNA, 356 nt
Organism: Cherax quadricarinatus
Lineage: Eukaryota; Metazoa; Arthropoda; Malacostraca; Decapoda; Parastacidae
Source: RefSeq, a predicted model, not a curated record
UAUUCUUAUUUACAGCUGGUGACAGAGUCAAGUUUGGGUUCCCGAUGGCUUUCACGGCCACUAUGUUGGCUUGGGGCCUCAUAGACUUCGCUGAAGGAUACGAAAUUGCUGGACAGACUGAGUACGGUCAAGUAGGAGUCAAGUGGGCCACAGACUACUUCCUGAAAGCUUACACAGCCAAGAAUGAGUUCUACGGUCAGGUGGGAAAAGGAGACAUAGAUCAUAAUAGUAACGCUGGUCGUCCUGAGGACAUGACCAUGGAGAGACCUUCCUAUAAAAUCGACGAGGAACAUCCAGGAAGUGAGUUGGCUGGAGAGACAGCGGCCGCCCUGGCAGCAGCAUCCAUAGUCUUCAAG